Lodderomyces theae is the source of this 1014-nucleotide messenger RNA. RefSeq names its product DNA-directed RNA polymerase core subunit (gene RPC40). Gene Ontology annotation, molecular function: protein dimerization activity; DNA binding. The transcript has a single exon. NCBI's taxonomy places the organism in Eukaryota, Fungi, Ascomycota, Pichiomycetes, Serinales, Debaryomycetaceae. The record is from RefSeq and is a predicted model, not a curated record. Gene Ontology annotation, biological process: DNA-templated transcription. Gene Ontology annotation, cellular component: RNA polymerase I complex; RNA polymerase III complex. Bases 1 to 1014 code for a protein of 337 amino acids.
AUGUCUGAUAAUAACAUAGUGGGGAUAGAGUACAAUAGAGUCACAAACACAUCGUCCACCGAUUUUCCAGGGCAUCAAUCCUCUGGUGACUUUUCUUGGGAUAUUGAAAAAUUCAAAAACUCAUUUGAUAUUAAAAUCACAAAUGUUAGCGAAAGAGUCGCCAAUUUUGACUUGAUCCACAUUGACACAUCCAUCGCUAAUGCAUUCCGUCGUAUAAUGAUUGCCGAAGUUCCCUCAGUGGCAGUUGAGACAGUAUACUCCUUUAUGAAUACAUCAGUUAUACAAGACGAGGUAUUGGCACAUAGAAUCGGAUUGAUCCCAUUGAAAGUAGAUCCCGAUUCGUUGACGUGGGUUGACAAGAGUGUUGAUGAGAACGAACGUUACACUGAAGACAACACAAUAGUAUUGUCCUUGGAUGUUACAUGCACAAAGAACCCUCAUGCACCAAAGAACUCUACUAAUCCAAAUGAGUUGUAUCGAAAUAGCAAUGUUUAUGCUAAAGAUUUGAAGUUUGAACCACAAGGUAGUCAAUUGGAAAAGUAUAAAGAUAACCCUGUUGUGCCCACCGAUCCAAACAUUUUGUUGGCAAAACUAAGACCGGGUCAGGAGAUAUCUCUAAGAGCUCAUUGUAUAUUGGGGAUCGGCUCAGAUCACGCCAAAUUUUCUCCAGUGGCAACGGCAUCGUACAGGUUAUUGCCAGUUAUUGAUAUUAGACAACCAAUAACUGGCGACUUGGCUAAGAAAUUCCAAAAAUGUUUCCCAUCUGGUGUGAUUGAGAUUGAUUCCGCCACUGGAGAAGCAUACGUUGCUGACGCUAGAAAGGAUACUGUACUGAGGGAAGUUUUGAGACACCCGGAGUUUCAAGAUAAAGUGAAGUUGGGUAGACAAAGGGAUUACUUUAUUUUCCAGGUUGAAUCAACUGGGGCAAUGUCACCAGAGGAAAUCUUUUUCAAAUCGGUCAGGGUCUUGAAAAACAAAGCUGAGUAUUUGAGGAAAUGUCCAAUUGGUCAGUAA